Molecule: messenger RNA, 2493 nt
Organism: Sander lucioperca (pikeperch)
Lineage: Eukaryota; Metazoa; Chordata; Actinopteri; Perciformes; Percidae
Gene: szrd1
Product: SUZ RNA binding domain containing 1
Exons: 4
Source: RefSeq, a predicted model, not a curated record
AACAUAGAUGAGGAGGUCGCCGAAAGUUGGGAGGAAGCUGCUGAUAGUAGGGAAAUGGAAAAACAAUUAGAGGAGAAGCUAAGGAUCAGCCAGAAAGAAAAGGAGUCCAGUAACAAUUCCUCACAAUCUCCAUUGAAGACAACCAUGGUGAUACAGGACGACUCUCUACCAGCAGCACCCCCACCUCAGAUACGCAUUUUGAAGCGGCCUACAAGUAACGGGUCAUUGGGAUCACCCUUGAAUCAGAAUAGGCCUACACCACAGGUCAAGUCUCUGGCCCAGCGUGAAGCAGAAUACGCAGAGGCCAGGAAGAGAAUACUGGGCAGCGCCUGCCCUGAGGAGACGCCUCAGGACAAACCCAACACUGAUAGGGCAGGGCGCAAUAACUCUACAUUGCCUUCGGAGGACACCCGAUCAAACAAUCAAACGGUCCGGCAGCCAGCCGGCCCAGACGGCACCCAGGGGUUCCGACAGCACAGAUAAGUGGGUCCUGGGGGCCACCCAGCCAUCGAGGGGAGAGAGAUCAAGGGCCACCAGAGAGCAAAUACAGCACUGUAUUCUUAAAACUUCCUUCCUUCAGUUCCAUUAUAUCGGAUGGGCCGGGAGUACAGCCACACUGCUGCUCAACUCUCCCCACUAGCGGUUUUGUGUAACUGACGGGGAGCGAGGAGGAGGAAGUCAAAUGGGAAACAUGCUCUCUUCUCUCCCCACUCCAGUCUGUUUGACACUGUGAUUAUGAACAUCUUCUGGACUCACUGUGAUGAUCCCUUUAAGAGACGCCCCACGCCUCCACCCCUCUCCUCCUUCAGUGCCCAGCGGCUUCGUCUCAGGACGCCAGCAAGCCAGAAGCAAAGACUUAAACUAAGGAUGGCAGAGAGAGAGAAGGGGAAGUGACGGGCCAUCGCAAAAUAAGAUGAGCUGGAACUCGGGCAGCAGCUUCUCCUCAGCAAUAAUACCAGACAUCACUUCUCACACCUUUUUACAUACAUGUUUUUAAUUUUCAGAUGUUGGAUCACAAAUUUUUUAUCUUUUUGUUUUUCUUGCUCGUCUUUAUCUAUACUAGGGAUGCUCUGAUAUCUACAGAGUACAGAUAAACAUACUUCACAUUAUACAUACACCACCAAGAACCUGUUCAUUAAAACAGUAUUUAAUAUUGAGAUUUUUUUGGAACUAUAUUUACAGUGUUUAUGAAAUAGGAAGCAUUCACAUUUCUUUCACCUCGUUUAGUGGUAAAAUAGUCUCAAAAUACUAUGUUUUGGUUUGUCCUUACAGUUUAAACACCCACACGUGCACUGCACCUUGUGGUGUCAGGUCCCCAACAGUCAACUCACCACUAAAGCUGCGUACUUAACUGGUAACUGAGCUGUUAGCAUUAUCUGUGCACCCCUAAUAUGUAAAUUGCCAUUUGUUUUUAAAAACUGAGAGUAAGGGUUACGUGUCGAGUUGUAUAUCUGACAAGUUCUGUUUACGGUUUGUCUUUUUUUUUUUUUUUUUUAAAUAAGGUUUUUUAGCGGUCUUCUGUGGACUCUUACAUUAUUUGUAUUUAAAAGUAAAAUCAAAAAACAAAGACAAAUGAAAAGGAGAUUGUUUUUAAGUUGUUUUUUUUCUGCCUUUGAGAUGUCAGCAGUAUUUUAAUCGAAAUGAACCAAAAUCCCAUUUUAAAAUCAACCUGUGUGUAUAUAGUAUAUCAGUUAAUUCAGUAGUCGUUAUUUGAAGGUGGUUUUGGCAGCAACUCAAGGGAGGGUCAGACGUGGGAAUGAAUUUACUGCUGUAAGCCUCUCCGUCACAUCUCCACCGCGUCAGCGGCGUGCUCGUUUUUUCAUGUCCCUCACUGACGUACAGUACGCAGGAACUCAGGUGCAAGUGAACGAGACAAUGAAUGAAAUGGACUAAGAUUGUAUUUUUCCAGCGGGUUCGAUUGCUCAAGCAGCAAAUGUCCGUAUUUAAAGCCAGGGCUGGCACUUUGUUAGAAGCCGUGCUAUACAGUGAAAUUGAACUGAAAUGAUGUCUACGUCCCAAGAAGAAUGAAUGGCAUUUUUUUUUUUUUUUUGUCAUCUUGGUUACAUCAGAAACGGUGACAUCACCCCAUGUGAUUGUUCAGUAACUGAUGGUUCUCUGCUGAAAUGGAACAUGGAGACCCAGCUGUAUGUGAACCAGAGCGGCAUGACCAGGACCAUUGUACCCAAUAGAUGUUCUUUAAUUGUUCAAACAGAGAAGGGAUCUCAAUAAAGCCAUAUUCAGUGGUGCACAUCAUCAAUAGAAAAGUUCUUUUAAUAGUUGAAUUCAGCUUGUGCCUCCUGUAUCACAUCUUUACUUCCUGGUUGUUACUGUAGCUCAAGAAACUGAAUAUACCCGAGGGAGGAUACACAAUACUGGCAAAAGAUUUUAGUUCAGGAACUAAAGCAGCAGAGCAGGAGACAGGACGGUUUUAGCUGAGCUCUUGAGUGGAAACAAACUGCCUGUAAAUACUGAUUUAAUAAAAUGAUUUGCAAA